CUAAAUAUAAAUUAAAAAUAAUCUUUUUUAACUUUGUUUUCAACAUUUUUCUUACUGAAAAUCAAUAAAACUCCAUGAUUUUUUUUUUUAAAUCGAUUCCUUUCGAUAUAAUCGUCAUUUUUGUUAGUGGAGUAAAUGGAGCGGGUGGAGUCGGUUGGUAUAUGUGGAUCCGAACGAAAAAAUAACAAAACAUAUCAAUGAAUGCCAAAUAGACAAUGUGGUUGAUUUUGACGUUUCAUGUUUGGGUACUUGUUGCCAUUGGCAGUGUGGAUUCGUAAAUAUUUUGAUGAAUGAAACGAGUCAGUGAUGACAUCAUCGGUUUAUUGUUCAUUUAUAUCAACGACUGCUAGUGUCGAACGUAAAUGCACGUAAAUGCUGCAUAAUAUUAUACAAUUGAGUGUUUUGCGACGAGUAAGUGCUUAGUUUUGAUAGAUUACUUGAGAUGAACGGUGAACAAGCACACAAUUGUGGAACUUUUUCUUGGGAUUUUUGUUGAUAGUAAUAAUUUACCGGUUUGUUAUUGAAUAUUUCAAUCAAAUGUUUUGUUUUUUGUGAGUGUUCAUUCGUGGAGAUAAAUACUUUACCAAUAGCAUCAACAAAUCCAAAUAAAAAAAGUAUUUUGUGGGAAUAUCAUGUGGGCUUGAUUGGUCAAAUUUCUCUGACAUAUACAAUUAGCAUGAAAUAUAAACAAUAAUUUCGCAAUUUGAAACGGAAUGGUGUGAUUGACGGCGAGAAAGUGUAUAAAGAGCGCGGCUGCUCCAUUUCGUUAGUUUACUGUGAGCUGCUCAACAGUAUUGAUUCGUGUUUACAUUCAGUUCAAGUUCAGUGUUAUUCUUCAUAAUUCCAUUAAGCAUGGCAUUGCAUUAUUUCGAAGCAAAUGAUUUGACCAGAGGAAUUUCUUGUUUUUCAUUGGAUUUGUAUCAGGAAUGUGCCAAAACGACAUCCGAAAAUGUGAUAAUAUCGCCGUUAUCGGUUGCAAGUGCCCUAGCACUUCUUCAACAAGGAUCUGGUGGAAGUACUUUUGAAGAAUUAAGAAAUGGCUUACAUUUGACCGCUGAUAAAGAAACAACGGCAAAUCAAUUCCUGGAAUAUUAUGACUUACUACGAAAAAGUGCGGGCAAAUCCAUACUGACCAUCGCCAAUCAUGUCUACAUUAAAACCGGUUACCAAGUGAACCCAAAUUUUAAAUUCACGUCGGACGUGAAUUUCGCCAAUUCGGAUGCAAGUGCUGCAACCAUAAACGGUUUUGUUACGGAAAAAACACAGGGAAAAAUUACAAACUUGAUCGAACCAACGUCGCUCAAUACGCUUACACGUGUUGUUUUGGUGAAUGCUAUUUAUUUCAAAGGCGACUGGCUACAUAAGUUUCCGAAGGAUCGUACCAAAAAGGAUCACUUUUAUAUCAGCGAAGUCGAUACGGUUAAAGUCGAUUUCAUGCACACUAAGAACAAAUUCAAAUAUUCAAAUAUUCAUGCUUUGGAUGCCGCCGCACUUGAAAUGAAAUACCUCAAUUCAAACCUUUCAUUUUUAAUCAUUUUGCCAAAAAAACGCACUGGACUAUCGCUUGAAGAAAAUGUGAAAAAUUUCGGUUUGAAUAAAAUUCUCGGCUUGAUGUUUUUAUGCGAAGUUAUAGUCACGGUCCCGAAAUUUAAGAUCGAAUUCGAAAUCAGUUUAAAAAACGUUCUGAAGAAGAUGGGCAUGUCUGGAAUGUUCGAUGGAGCCGAUUUAAGCGAUCUUUUGAUGACUGCAGAACCAUUGGAAAUAUCUGAGGUUCUUCAUAAGGCGUUUAUCGAAGUGAAUGAAGAAGGUUCUAUUGCAGCAGCCGCUACAGCAAUAUUUGCUGUAUUUGGUAGCGCACCUGCACCUGUACCUCCUCCAAAAAUCUUCCGUGCUGAUCAUCCAUUUAUUUUUUUUAUCAUUGACACUCAAACAAGAACCAUUCUGUUCAAUGGUCGAAUCAACAGCCCGACUAAUUGAAUACGAUUUAGAAGUCCCCAAAUAAAACCAAUAUACAAGUAAAGAAUGUGGAAUAAUUUAAAUAAGCUCCUUGUAUCCGAAUAUAAAUAAUUUUGCUAAUUUAAUUGUUAGUAGACUCGAUUUAAAGUGAAAAUAUUUUGAUAAAAAAAAUAAUUGAGAAUUGGAUCAACAAAUGAUGAGGAAGUCUCACAGAUAGAAUUCAUUUAAAUAUUGUUUAUAUAAUAAAUCGCCAUAUUUUCAAGAAAAAUAUCACGAUGGGUUUAGUAAAUAGUACCAUUAUUUAUUUUGAAUGUACUCAAAAUGCUAUGAAAUUGUGUAAGAAAGCUAAUGGUAAUACAAAGUAACGAAUAUAUGUGAUACGUAGGGAUAUUUAUUGGUUUUCCAAUGUGUUGAAAUUUUCUACGAAAAGCGGAUAAAUUAGAGUUUAAUUCCAAAACAUCGUUUUUGCAUGUUUGAUAUGAAUAACGUACGAAUCUCGAUAGUUGAUUAUUGAUACCACAAAACAUUUAAAAUACUCGAUGAUAAUGCAAUGAAAUAAGAAAUUGAUGAUUUUUCAUCACUCAAAAUGUUUUAAUUAAUGAAUAAAAAAAAUUAUUUUAAUUAAAAGUGAAUGAAAUCGAUAUAAAACCCAA
This is a messenger RNA of Sitodiplosis mosellana (orange wheat blossom midge), 2609 nucleotides long. RefSeq names its product serine protease inhibitor 42Dd-like. Bases 853 to 1977 code for a protein of 374 amino acids. Gene Ontology annotation, molecular function: serine-type endopeptidase inhibitor activity. NCBI's taxonomy places the organism in Eukaryota, Metazoa, Arthropoda, Insecta, Diptera, Cecidomyiidae. The transcript is spliced from 5 exons. The record is from RefSeq and is a predicted model, not a curated record.